ACAAUGAGCGUCCUCUGGCGUGAAGCCAGUUAACGCAACCAGCGCAAUCCAGCCGCAGUACUGCCAACGGGGCACGGCACGACAAAGCACGGCACGGCACGGCCCAGAAUAAGAAUGCGGGGGUUUUCUUAUACCAGGUCUAAGCGUUUCCUCUCCUGCUGGGACCAUGAUUCGGGGCCGCUGUCCACCGCGUCUGUCUCUGUCAUGCCUUCCGAUUGGCUUCGUCAAGUCACGUGACGCGGGUCUUCCAUGUCGCUCAGCCCAGAACAAGAGGCCCUACUGGGCCGGGUGUUUGAAGCCUAUGUGGCCGAGCACCACUGCGCUGACAUCCUGCAGCUCGUGGCAGACAGCACUGAGGAGAUGCACCAGGCAGUUGUAGUUAAUGCCAUGACGCUGUUUGAAGCCAGUAUGGAGGUGGGGGACUUCUUCAUUGCCUAUCCCACAGACGUCCUGGCUGUGUUUGAUAAGGUGCUCAACAGAUCGGCCAUAGAGCUCCUAGAGAAAGCAUCUCCAGAGCACCACACAGCACCACGAGCCAAGGAGCAGGGACUGAGGCACACGCUCCAUGCCCGCAUUACAGGUCUGCCCGUGUGUCCAGAGUUGACCAGAGACACCAUCCCCAGGUCCAGAGAUGUUGGACACUUUCUGUCUGUCACUGGUACUGUUAUACGGACUAGUGUUGCCAAGGUGCUGGAGUAUCAGCGUGAUUACAUGUGUGCAAAGUGUCGUCAUGUUUUCACAGCACAGGCAGAUUUUGACCAGUUCUACACUAUCGAUCCGCCGGUGACCUGUCCUAAUCCUGAAGGCUGUAACUCCUAUAAAUUCACCUGUUUAUCUGGGGGAUCUGAGCCUGCUGCCUGCAAGGACUACCAAGAGAUCAAGAUCCAAGAGCAGGUGCAGAGGUUGUCAGUGGGCAGCAUCCCUCGUUCCAUGGUGGUAGCUCUUGAGGAUGACCUUGUGGACAAUUGUAAAUCUGGAGAUGAUGUGACUGUCUACGGGGUGAUGUGCCAACGCUGGAGGCCGUUUCGUGACGGCUCCCGCUGUGAGGUGGAGCUGGUCCUCCGAGCCAACAACAUAGAAGUGACUAACCAGCAGGCUGCAACUGCUCUGCUCAUGAAGGAUGCUCAGAAAGAAUUUGAGGACUUCUGGAGCUGCUACAAACACGAUCCUUUAGCAGGAAGGAACCAGAUCCUGUUGAGCCUGUGCCCACAGGUGUUUGGCAUGUAUGUGGUCAAACUGGCAGUGGCCAUGGUGCUGGCUGGUGGUGUACAAAGAAUAGAUUUAUCUGGGACCAAAAUCAGGGGGGAGUGUCACAUGCUGCUGGUUGGGGACCCUGGCACUGGAAAGUCUCAGUUUCUGAAGUACGCGGCUAAGAUCAUGCCUCGCUCUGUGCUCACAGCUGGAAUAGGAUCAACAAGUGCAGGAUUGACGGUAGCAGCAGUGAAAGAUGGAGGCGACUGGCAUCUGGAGGCAGGGGCCCUGGUGCUGUCAGAUGGUGGUUUGUGCUGCAUUGAUGAAUUUAACAGCAUCAAGGAACAUGACCGCAUCAGUAUCCACGAAGCCAUGGAGCAGCAGUCUAUUAGUGUGGCCAAAGCUGGAAUGGUGUGUAAGCUGAACACUCGCACCACUAUCUUGGCAGCUACCAACCCCAAAGGCCAGUACGAUCCAAACGAAGCACUCUCGGUCAACGUGGCCUUAGCCAGCCCUCUGCUGAGUCGCUUUGACCUGGUUCUGGUUCUGCUGGACACUAGGAACCCAGAGUGGGACAGAGUAAUUUCUUCUUUCAUACUGGAAGACACAGGACUACCUACUGACUCCUCCAACCUGUGGUCCAUGGAGAAGAUGAAGGCUUAUUUCACUGUGAUUAAACGUUUGCAGCCUCAGGUGUCUGAGGAGGCCAAUGCCAUCUUGACGCGUUACUACCAAAGACAGCGGCAGAGUGACGGCCGCAACGCCGCCCGCACCACUAUUCGCAUGUUGGAGAGUCUGAGCAGACUCGCUGAGGCCCACGCCAGGCUGAUGCACAGAGAGACGGUGAGCAUAGAGGAUGCCGUCAUGGCCGUCUCUGUGAUGGAGUGCUCCAUGCAGGGUGGGGCUCUCCUGGGAAGCGUGAAUGCAUUGCUCACCUCAUUCCCUGCUGAUCCUAGUCUGCAGUAUCAAAGCCAGUGUGAGAUACUGCUGGAGGGGCUGAACCUGCCCCAGCUCCUUCACAAGGAGCAGACUCGACUGGCCAGGCUAAAAAUCACCCCAGAGACCUCCCAGUCUGAUUCCAUGGAAAAUGAUAACCAGCAUCGGCUCCAGGACACAGACUCCCUCACUCCAACUGUGCACCGUGGCCUCACCAGGAACAAGGGCGAAGUACCUGUGGAUAGCAGCCUGGACUGGUUCCACUCCAUCACCUCAUCCGUGUCAUCAGAUGAUCCGACUUCGCCUAAAGUUACAUCCACUCAGGACAACCACACUGGACAGCAAGCGUCCGCAGUAGUCAAACAGCCAAACUGGCACACUGAGAUGAACGUCAGUAGGAAUAACUUGACAUCCGAUGGGGACGAUGCUUCACAGAAGGAAAAGGCAAUAAAAGGGACUGGUGAAAACAGGAAAGAAACACCAAACCAAAAGGAGGCAAGGGACGAGUUUGUGAUUCAGAAAGUCUCUAAGAAUCUCAGAGACCGAAGACUGGAGCUAAAACAGCAGCAGUGUGAGGAAGGAGGCGGCGGUGGCCAGAAAGAAGCGUCAGGAGGUAAAGCCAGUAAAUGUACGGCCGGUGCUGCAACUAGCAGCUCGCUGUCAUCAGACAGCCCAGUUCAAGGCAACCUGUGCUCCAGUAAACCCAGCCGAUCAGAGUCAGAGAGCACCAAGAGCAUUUCUACCGUACUAAAGGAGCAGGCUGCCGAUGCGCAAGUAGAUCUGCAGGCUAAGCUGUCAGGCUUUGUAUUCAAACCCAGAAAGAUGAGACCUCCAGGCCCUGACAUUGAUGCUCCCUCUGUCAGCGGAGCGUUCCUCCCUGGGGCUGGCAGGGAUCACACUGGCACAGGAGGCAGAGAGAGUAAACGGGCAGCUGAGGCACACCACCAGCGGCAGCCUCCCUCCAAGAGAGGAGGCAGUGUGUCUGAGGUGGGAGAUGGCAGGAGUCAAGCCAUUUGUUCUACAGUUAAAGAGGUGGAAAGGGACCAAUCAGCGCAAGGACAGAGGUUAGGUGGAAUAAAGGAAAGUGGGAGUAAAGCCCAACGAGUCUUUGUGUGUGGUGAGACUGAAGGACGGCGCUCGGCAGGCGCCCCAGCUUCAAAUUCAACCUGUAACACCAACCAUCCAGCUCCAUCCAAGUCAGCUGCGGCUAAACUUUCACGAUUCGCAUUCACCUGCACAACUGAACCCAUGACCACGGCUCCAAGCAGAGUGGAGGAAAGAGGCAAAGUCAAGAGGGCCCUGGACCCUGAGCUCCCUGGGGGACAGGUACGCCAUCAGGGGGCUCCGUCUGCUGCUCCUGCCAGCCACAGUCGUGGUAACGGUCCCUUUGGCUGUGGAAGCACUGCCAGUCUGAAGAAGAGGAAGUGCUUUGAGCUGGGACCUGCACCAACUACUGCUGGUCUCGUCUCAGGACUGUCCCUGUUUGAUUCUGAGGACUUAGGCAAUGAUGUGUUUGACACUGACUGGGAUCGAGAGGUUUCAAAGAAAGCUAAAGUCUAAAAUGACAGAUGCCACGAUGAAUAAUAUACCACCAUGAUGCUCAGCAGCCGACAACCUGAUGAUGUGGUAGCAUUCUAUAAAAAAAAUGUUAUUUUUUCGUAUUUUUCUUCGUGUUCACUGAGCUGACGGCCCAAGGAAAGCCAUGGCUGUUGGCACAUGGACAAAAACCUUGUUUUUCCUGUAGAUGUUUUAAGAUUGUACAUUAUUAUUUGCAUCAUUGUGCUUAUUAUCACUGCUCGCACAGUGCUGGAGACUCUAAGACGUUUUAGUUCACCAUGGACUUGUCUCCAGGGUCACACCUACAGCUGCUGAGCCUCCAACCUGGCUGAGAGGAAACUGGACCAGGAGAGAGCAGACUCCACACAGGACCCACCAGUACACGGCAUUACAGAGACUCAGAGAUUCUCACAGCUGGAAUAGUGGAAUAAUAUAUAAUACUAUAGAAUAAUAGCUGUGUGUAUAACAUAAUGAGUAAAGCUCAAAAUCCUUAUAA
Betta splendens (Siamese fighting fish) is the source of this 4180-nucleotide messenger RNA. It is a transcript of the gene mcm9, whose product is annotated as minichromosome maintenance 9 homologous recombination repair factor. Lineage: Eukaryota; Metazoa; Chordata; Actinopteri; Anabantiformes; Osphronemidae. Gene Ontology annotation, cellular component: MCM complex; nucleus. The record is from RefSeq and is a predicted model, not a curated record. Gene Ontology annotation, molecular function: ATP hydrolysis activity; single-stranded DNA helicase activity; ATP binding. Gene Ontology annotation, biological process: double-strand break repair via homologous recombination. Bases 250 to 3687 code for a protein of 1145 amino acids. The transcript has 16 exons.